AUGGUCCGUCUUCGCGAUGGCAUGUGGCUACCCGCCGAGGGCACGGCGACAGAGUACGCAGAGGAAGUCUACUACACCACUGAGAUUGAGGGUGGAAAAGGCCUCAGCUUGCUGUGCCCGACGAGAAAAAUCAAGACGCGGGGUCACACGUUGAAUGCGAGCACAGUCACUCUUGACGUCAAGGCCGAGUUUGACGGCGUCAUCUCAGUCGAGGCAACGCACUGGGCUGGCGCUCUCAACAAGGGUCCCCAUUUUGAGCUCUUCCCCGAUGGCAGACCACCAGAGAUCGAGGCCCAGAUCACCAAGGGCGACAAGGGCACGACGACGCUGACCUCGGGCUCGCUGUCCGCCACCAUCAACCCGGACUUUGACAUUCAGUUCCACAGCACCGACGGCUCCAAGCGACUGACGUCCCUGGGCAGCCGAAGCGUCGGCCUCGCCUACAACCCCGCGCCAAGCACCCCCAUGCAGACGGGCGACAUGCGCGACUUCAAGCACUACAUGUUCACCCAGACCACCCUCGGCGUCGGCGAGACCAUCCACGGCCUCGGCGAGCGCUUCGGCGCCUACAACAAGGUCGGCCAGAGCAUCUCCCUCUGGAACGCCGACGGCGGCACCUCGAGCGAGCAGGCCUACAAGAACGUUUCGUUCUGGCUCAGCUCCAAGGGCUACGGCGUCUUCAUCGAUACCCCCGGCCGCGUGGAGCUCGAGGUCGGCAGCGAGCGCUGCAACCGCCUGCAGACCGUCGUCGAGGGCCAGCGGCUCAAGUGGUACCUCAUCUACGGGCCCACCCCCAAGGAUAUUCUCAAGCGCUACACCACGCUCACAGGCCGGGCCGGCAAAGUGCCCAGCUGGAGUUUCGGCCUGUGGCUGACGACGAGCUUCACGACGAACUACGACGAGGAGACGGUCAACACUUUCCUCGAGGGUAUGAAGGCCCGCGGCUCGCCCGUCGACGUUUUCCACUACGACUGCUUCUGGAUGAAGGCCUUCACCUGGACAGACUUUGUCUUUGACUCGGAGCGCUUCCCGGACCCCAAGGCGCAGAUCGCCCGCCUCAAAGAAUCCGGUCUCUGCAAAAAGGUCUGCGUGUGGAUCAACCCCUACAUUGCGCAGCACGGCGAGGCCUUCAAGGAGGCCGCGGACAAGGGCUACCUCGUCAAGCGCAAGAACGGCGACGUCUGGCAGUGGGAUCUCUGGCAGGCCGGCAUGGGCCUCGUGGACUUUACGAACCCGGACGCCUGCGCGUGGUACGAGGCGAAGCUCAACACGCUCUUCGACCAGGGCGUCGACGCCAUCAAGACGGACUUUGGCGAGCGCAUCCCGACACUCGACGUCGAGUGGUACGACAAGACGGUCGACCCGGUGAAAAUGCACAACUACUACGCCUUCCUCUACAACAAGGUCGUCUACGAGGCCCUGCAGAAGCGCUACGGCGCCGACGAGGCCGUCCUCUUCGCGCGCGCCGCGUGCGCGGGAACGCAGCGGUUCCCCCUCCAGUGGGGCGGUGACUGCGAGUCCACGCCCGAGGCCAUGGCGGAGUCGGUCCGCGGCGGUCUGGGCCUCGGCCUCAGCGGGUUCUCGUUCUGGAGCUGCGACAUUGGCGGGUUCGAGGGGUACCCGCCGCCGUGGAUCUACAAGCGAUGGGUGGCCAUGGGUCUGUUGUGCAGCCACAGCCGGCUGCACGGGAGCAGCUCGUACCGCGUGCCGUGGGUGAUUGACGACGACGAUAAGUCUGACGAGGGGUGCUCGCAGACGCUGGCGACGUGGACGAAGCUGAAGUCGAGGCUGAUGCCGUAUAUCUACGCGCAGGCGCAGACGGCGGUGGAGAGGGGGUUGCCGCUUUCAUUGAGGGCCAUGUGUAUCGAGUUCCCCGAGGACCCGACGUCAUGGUACCUCGAUCGGCAGUUCAUGGUUGGCGAUAGCGUGCUGGCGGCGCCCAUCUUUGAGGAGUCGGGCGAGGUGGAGUUUUACCUGCCAAAGGGGAAGUGGACGUCAUUCUUCUCGGGUGAGCACCGCGAGGGCCCCGGGUGGUUUAAGGAGACGCACGGGUUCGGGACGCUGCCGUUGUAUGUGAGGGAGAAUACGAUUCUCGUGCUGGGGAGCGAGACGGCUGUUGGUGCCGUGUAUGACUAUGUGAGGGACAAUGAGGUGCGGCUGUACCAGGUCAAGGAGGGGGCCACGGCGACGCUGGUUGGCAGUGAUGGGAAGGAGGUUGGUGUUUUGGAGGUUGGGGCGGAUGGGAAGCUCAAGGAUACCGUCUUGUUGAAUGGCAAGAUUGCCAUCAAGGAGCUCUGA
Messenger RNA from Colletotrichum godetiae, 2298 nucleotides. Its product is annotated as family 31 glycosyl hydrolase. The coding region runs from base 1 to 2298 and encodes 765 amino acids. The record is from RefSeq and is a predicted model, not a curated record. Gene Ontology annotation, molecular function: carbohydrate binding; hydrolase activity, hydrolyzing O-glycosyl compounds. Gene Ontology annotation, biological process: carbohydrate metabolic process. The transcript is spliced from 2 exons. Lineage: Eukaryota; Fungi; Ascomycota; Sordariomycetes; Glomerellales; Glomerellaceae.